GAACUUUAUCACAAUAUUCUAAUUUUCUGAGACAGUCCUGUAUAAGCGUGACUAAUACCAAGUGUUUAUUAAAUAACACAGUAACAGAAAUGUUUUGAUGAGAACAGCAUUACGGCAUGACGUCAAAAUGUUCAACGUACAUGAGUUCUCACACUCUUGCCUAAUACAAUCUAAAUGCUAACAUCAGCAUGCUAACCUUCUCACAAUGACAAAGCUAACAUGCUGUUGCUCGGCAUUAUAAUGUUCACCAUGUUCUCUUAGUUUAGCAUGCUAACAUUAGCCAAUCAGCCCUAAAGAAAGUAUCAAUUUCUGUAUAUAUCUCUUCUUUUUCACUGAUUUUUGUCAUACAUUAUAAAUGAUGCAUGCUCAAUUUAACAUGUUCUAAGUUUGACUCCAUCAUGCAUAAGCCAUUCGGUCCCCCUCCCAUCACCUCAUGCUGAAAAUGAGGCAGCGUUCUCCAUGGAAACUGCAGCCCUCUGAGGCAGUCGCAGCUAAUCCUCAGGAGAUUACUCAACUCUUACUUCUCAUAAGAGGGUUUUAUUUGCAGCACCAAUGCCCAAUAAUUCUGCCCAAACAAGCUCUGGGUCUUCUGUUCAUCCCGUCGGAGGAGGAAAGCAAAGCUAGUUACGGCAGCAGAGAGCAGAGGAGGGGAGAACGGUUCAUCUGCUCUGAGCCAGUCCUGGGAGCUUGAGGGAAUCGGACAUCCCAGGGUAGAAACAUGGAGUUCAGCGGCAGUGGUCCCACUUUGCUUCUCCUGCUGCUUCUUGGCCAACUGGAGGUGAGGGGGCAGGAGCGGGGGUCCCUGCAGGAGGCUCUCGGGGCCUUAAAUCUGCCCCUCGCUACCGACGAAAAGCCACAGCUCCAAAAGAACCACACCGGUGUCCUGAUCGCCGAGCUCCUCCGGGAGGUGCACUGUGCAGAGCGGACUGGCACCUCUCAGGAUGUCUGUGACAAGUGCCUGUCAUCAGAGGUAGCUCUCUCUGUGCUAGAGGACGAUGGGAAGGCUUACCUCACCGAGGAGGACUACCAGCAGAUCUCCACUGUUCUGCUCUACUACAUCAUUAACCUUCAGGACCUGUGUGUAUCAAAUGCCGCCUCCCUUUCCUCGUCCUCCUCCUCCUCAUUUGGGAACAUGGAGUUCUACCUUUUGGCCCUCACCAAUCUGCACCCGGCUGAGGACGACCUCUUCCUCUCAUUAAGAGAAACAGAAAGUAUUCUGCAGCUUAUCAACCAGCACUAUGACCCCCCCAUUCGAGAUGCCUUAUCCGAUUUGCAAUGUGUUGAUGCCGCUCACCUCCUUGAGGAGGUGAACGUACAAGAACAUCCAGGCGCUGGUGUUUCUGUGCCCAAACUGGCUGCUGCCAUCAUCAGCCAUAUCCUGCAGGGCCACUGUUUCAGACGGAGGAGCAGCCCGUCUCCCGCUUUCUUUACCGACUACAUCUUUCAAUCCCUAAAUUGCACGAGUGACCUACAGAUAAUAGAUUUCGAGGAGUUGCUCCAUCAGCUGGGAGUAGGACGAGAAGCAGCGCCACACUCUCAUAACAGGAAGAGGCGGAGUUCACAGAAAGGCACCAGCCAUUCGCCGGAUGGUUGCAACCAUGUAGCUGGUGGAAUAAGCACGGACUGGGCUCAGGUCUGUUAUUCAGCCAAUCAGCUGUUGGAUAUUUUCACUCUGAAUCCUCAUCUGCCAAUUUCCAAGGAGCACUUCAAGCAAAUGUGCCCUGCCAUCAUUCAGCAGUUGCUAGGCAAUGCCUGCAAGUCUGCAGAGCAGAACAGAAGAGGAUCUCUGCCCACUGCUCUUGAGAAGUACGGCUACAGCACGGCGGCCGUCCUGCUCGUCACGGUGGGCUCCAUGCUCGGUAUCUGCCUGAUCUUCUUCAAGUCCUGCCAGGAAACCUACACCCUCAUCCUGCAGCUGUUUGUGGGCUUGGCCGUGGGAACCCUCUCAGGAGAUGCCCUCAUGCACCUCAUACCACAGAUCCUUGGCCUCCACGAUGACACUCUCAGUCAUGACGCUGAACACUUAACGGAAGACAAAGUGUAUCUGUGGAGGAUUCUGGGGAUGAUCGCUGGGAUCUACGUCUUUUUCCUCAUUGAAAGACUUGUUUCCAUUUUCGCUCCUCAUGGCCUCGGUCAUAGUGACCUUCACUUAGAGCUCCAGUGCAACGGCCAGUCACAGAGGGAGAAGUCCAUCUCCACCAUACAGCUGGGAGCAGUGGACGACUCGGAGUGCACCGAAGCAUCUCCUGAACACGUCGACACUCGGAGGCCUUCACCUCAGAGACAAGGGGUUCCUCUGCUGGCUGUGAUGAUAAUCGUGGGAGACAGCCUUCAUAACUUUGCCGAUGGCCUGGUUAUCGGAGCGGCCUUCUCUUCUUCGACCGAGACCGGCAUGGCGACCACCGUGGCCAUCCUGUGCCACGAGAUCCCGCACGAGAUGGGGGACUUUGCAGUGUUGUUGAGCUCCGGACUCUCAGUGAAGACGGCCGUGCUGAUGAACUUUCUCAGCGCUCUGACGGCCUUCAUGGGACUCUACAUCGGACUGUUCGUGUCCUCAGAGAUGGAAGUGCAGCGGUGGAUCUUUUCCGUUACUGCCGGGAUUUUCCUCUAUUUGUCACUGGUCGAAAUGCUUCCACAGAUGAAUCGAGUGAAGAGCGACAGACCGUGCCUCAUGUUUUUCCUGCAGAACGUCGGCCUGUUGAUGGGUUGGGCCUGUCUUCUGCUCCUCGCACUCUUUGAACACAAACUCAAAUUCUAAAUGUCGUUUACGUGAUUCGUGAAGUCGACCUCUUCACAAAGAGUUGAAUCAAAACAAAUGUGGACUUGUGUGUGCAACCAAGAUGAUAUAACACGUCCUUAUUGGUCACCGAGUGAGUAUUUCAUGAUGUUGUAGUCUCCGCACUGGAUGGUAAAUGUACGAUAGCCGUAUGAAUCCUCUUUUUUUUUACACUUGAUGAUUUAUUUUUGUAUGUUAGGUAUCCAACACUAAACUGUUUAAACUCUUAUAAUGAGCUUAUUUUGAUGAUUCAUGUACAAUUGUUCACUUUUAUCAUUUCUGUCAAAUAUGUACAUUGCCUCGGACAAUCAAAUCAAAGUAAUUCCUCACAAGCAAACUAUAAAAUAUUGUACAUCUUUAUUUGGUUUGGUCUGCAUGCAUUUGACGUCAGUGUCUUUACACUAAUUGGGAAAAGUGUUGUUAGAAAGUCGAGUCCAUGCUGUGUGUCAGGUUGUAUUUUGCAUUUUUUUAGACAGGCCAACAAGAGGUUUCUAAAAAUAACUGUGAAACUUUGACUUAUAAGAGAAAUUGAGGCACAUUUGUAUUUAGUACAUUUCCAAUCAAUAAAUUCUGAUUAAAUUGA
Molecule: messenger RNA, 3359 nt
Organism: Pseudoliparis swirei
Lineage: Eukaryota; Metazoa; Chordata; Actinopteri; Perciformes; Liparidae
Product: zinc transporter ZIP12-like
Biological process (GO): intracellular zinc ion homeostasis; zinc ion import across plasma membrane
Cellular component (GO): membrane
Molecular function (GO): zinc ion transmembrane transporter activity
Source: RefSeq, a predicted model, not a curated record